Paramacrobiotus metropolitanus is the source of this 1728-nucleotide messenger RNA. RefSeq lists its product as uncharacterized. NCBI's taxonomy places the organism in Eukaryota, Metazoa, Tardigrada, Eutardigrada, Parachela, Macrobiotidae. Bases 210 to 1379 code for a protein of 389 amino acids. The transcript has 4 exons. The record is from RefSeq and is a predicted model, not a curated record.
CAUAACAAAGCCGGCUCUGCGGAAAACUGCAGGAAACGUUGACAGUAACCUGAAUCAAUUCCCAACUUACUAUGUAAACCGUUAAUUUAUUUUUUUCGUGAUUGUGCUGCCUAUUCGUCAAUCUUCUACGUUUCUGUACGGUGUCGCGGGGUAAUCAGCUGCAUGCUGUGGAGUCACGACAAAUGUGCUGGUCAUAAUAAAACCACAAAAUGGACCCCGCGUCGGACUCAAGAUUUUCCACAGAUUGUGACUCAAAUGGUGGGGCAUGUAUCAAAACAGCUGGGAUAUGGUGUCCAUCUGCAGCUGACAGAAUUUCGCACAUCCAUACGGAGGGAAAAACAGCGGUCAAACCGAAAAUGACACUUGCCAGUUCACCGCUUACUUCACUGAUACCGGAAAUCGCACCUCACAAGUAUUACGCCAUGCAACGAGGACCAAUAACGGCACACCAACCCGGCACCAGCAGCCCUUCGUCUCCGAUUGCAGCUGAACGGUCUCCAAAAACGUGGACGAAUGGCUUCGUGCACACCCAAAUGCAUCACUCCAACCAUCAUCUUUCGGGGACGCCACACCAAGUCCCCAAGCAGUCCAGGCACCAACAGCCCCUUCUACUUCAUUAUUCGGAUCACCAGCACACCCGUACGCGAACCCGGUCGAGCUCUAAUCGGCAGAAUUUGGCUACAGAUACACCCGCUUCUGGUCAAAAUGGACAGGAAACACACCGAGAGAGAUACGUUCAUGAUACCGAAGCUAACUGUGGCGUUCCCGUUACGGCUUCUGGAUUUGGCAGUAUCAGUAACUAUUCCGUGAACCCUGUUGCGGCGUUCAACCACGGUUUAGCGUUGUACAGAAGUGACCAUCUGGAUCUCAUACAACCACAAAAUUCUGCGUGCCCAUCGCAACUUGUUAUCCGCCCGCCACCGGCAGUGGUAACGGCCUUUUUUCCGGCGGACGCUACUGCCGGAUCCACCGUCUCCUCUGCCAUGCAAACCGUACCCAGCACGCUAUACGAUUGGUCGCCCUACUAUGGCUACGAUUUCAUCUGCAUCUUCUGCCAGGAAACUGUGUCGAAACUAGGCAGGGUAACGUUUUCCAGUUCCCACCUUAAGCAGCAUCUGAAGAGGAGUCGGUAUUGUUAUGGCAAGAAUCUGCAGUUUUUGUGGGAAAAGUUCAGUCAAGGUGUGGAGGAUGUCGAUGAUCCGCUGGUGAAUGGGCAAGUGAAGCGCCAGUUAGUGUGUCUGAAAUGUAAAACGGCUCGGAAGACCGAUCGCUACAGACUGGCAUCACCGGAUCUUAUCGCGCAACAUAUGCAGCGGUACCACGCCGAAAUUCGACCGCUUCCUCUCAUCGCAACGGAGCCGCAGGUUGGCGAAGAUUAAUUAAGCUGCAUGAGGCCAGGUAAUAAGUGUGUACACACUCGGGGAUCAAGGCGGAAUCAAGGCGGACAGCCACAGGACCGUGCCAUGGCCAUCCUGUGACGUGAUGCUUUCCUGUUUCGACCAUGUUUGGCCACUCGGCAGGUGGAGUUUGUAAAUAGUCGAGAAACAUUGUAAACUGUUGUCUAGCAUCUGUCCUUUGGAAUAAAACCAUUUAAAACAAUCUUUGAUUGUCCAUUGGCCCAAAACAAUAUCCUAUAAAGUUUGCAUUAAUUUCCGGUUGCCCGGCUUAUGCAAAAAAAUUACAAGGAUGCCACUUUAGUUCAUUUUGGAAUUUCAGCCGAUGUUAAUA